GGGAGCAGGAAUAAAGCCGUUGUGCCGGGGCGGAUAGGGGGUGCGUACUCGCAGCGGCUGCGUGCUUGCGGACUUCCCGCCUGCCCCAAGCAGCCGGCCUCUCGGGCCAAGUGGCGAGCGAGCGGGCGCCGGGCGGGCAGGUGGCCCCGGGCCGCCGCGCCCGCGCCUUGGCUCUGCCCCCCGGGAGCCGAACGAGCCGCAGCUCCCUCGUGGUGUGAGGGCGGUGAUGUUUUUCCUCCCACCCACUUUUGAGUCCCCCCUCCCCCCUCGCACGCACUCUAGCUCUCGCCACAACCUGCGAGCCCCAGACCUCAGAGGAGCGCCCCGGGGAGCUCGGAGCGCGUGCACGCUUGGAAGACGGAGGAGGCCAGUGGCCAGCUUGAGUAUACUGGGCCCUGAAAGUUUUGAGUUGCCUUUUGCAGUGGCCAAAAUGAGAAAAAAGUGGAAAAUGGGAGGCAUGAAAUACAUCUUUUCCUUGUUGCUGUUCUUUCUUUUCCUAGAAGGAAGCAAAACAGAACAAGUAAAACAUUCAGAGACAUAUUGUGUGUUUCAAGACAAGAAGUACAGAGUGGGUGAGAGAUGGCAUCCUUACCUGGAACCUUAUGGGUUGGUUUACUGCGUGAACUGCCUCUGCUCAGAGAACGGGAAUGUACUUUGCAGCCGAGUCAGAUGUCCCAGCCUUCACUGCCUGUCUCCUGUGCAUAUUCCCCAUCUGUGCUGCCCUCACUGCCCAGAAGACUCCUUACCCCAAGCGAACAAUAGGGUGACCAGCAAGUCGUGUGAGUACAACGGGACCACUUACCAACAUGGUGAGCUAUUCGUGGCCGAAGGGCUGUUUCAGAACCGGCAACCCAAUCAAUGCACCCAGUGCAGCUGUUCGGAGGGAAAUGUGUACUGUGGUCUCAAGACUUGCCCCAAGUUAACCUGUGCAUUUCCAGUCUCUGUUCCGGAUUCCUGCUGCCGGGUGUGCAGAGGAGAAGGAGAAUUGUCGUGGGAACAUUCUGAUGGUGAUAUCUUUCGGCAACCUGCCAACAGAGAAGCAAGACAUUCUUACCACCGCUCUCACUAUGAUUCUCCACCAAGCCGACAGGCUGGAGGUCUGCCCCGCUUUCCUGGGGCCAGAAGUCACCGGGGAGCUCUUAUGGAUUCCCAGCAAGCAUCGGGAACCAUCGUGCAAAUUGUCAUCAAUAACAAACACAAGCAUGGACAAGUGUGUGUUUCCAAUGGAAAGACCUAUUCCCAUGGGGAGUCCUGGCACCCGAACCUCCGGGCAUUUGGCAUUGUGGAGUGUGUGCUGUGCACUUGUAAUGUCACCAAGCAAGAGUGUAAGAAAAUCCACUGCCCCAAUCGAUACCCCUGCAAGUAUCCUCAAAAAAUAGAUGGAAAGUGCUGCAAGGUGUGUCCAGGUAAAAAGGCAAAAGAAGAACUUCCAGGACAAAGCUUUGACAACAAAAGCUACUUUUGUGGAGAAGAAACGAUGCCUGUAUAUGAGUCUGUGUUCAUGGAGGAUGGGGAGACCAUCAGAAAAAUAGCGCUGGAGACCGAGAGACCACCUCAGGUAGAGGUCCAUGUUUGGACCAUUCGAAAGGGCAUCCUCCAGCACUUUCAUAUUGAGAAGAUCUCCAAGAGGAUGUUUGAGGAGCUCCAUCACUUCAAGCUGGUGACCAGGACAACCCUGAGCCAGUGGAAGAUCUUCACCGAAGGAGAAGCUCAGAUCAGCCAAAUGUGUUCAAGUCGUGUGUGCAGAACAGAGCUCGAAGAUUUGGUCAAGGUUUUGUACCUGGAAAGGUCUGAAAAGGGCCACUGUUAGACGAGACAGACAGUAUUGGAUAGGGUAAAGCAAGAAAACUCUAGCUGCAGCUGGACUGCAGGCUUAUUUUGCUUAAGUCAACAGUGCCCUAAAACCCCAAACUCAAAUGCAGUUAAUUAUUCACGCUAUGCACAGCAUAACUUGCUCCUUUAUGUGGAGUGGUGUGUCAGCCCUUAAACAUCUCCUCCAAAGAGGCUAGAAGAGUCUUGAAUUAUUUGUGGGAGGAAGAGGGAUAGAACACCACAACACUGCUCUAGUUUCUGGGCGAAUCACAUUUCUUUGCAGGUUAAAGAGUAAACAAAACCCCAGGGUUUCUCUCUAGAAAGUUAUUCCAAUGAAAGAAAGAGAAGGGAAUUGCUUAGUAGGAGUUCUGUAGUACAGAGAAAAUAUUUGUAUGAAAUGAUACUCUUUGAAUUUUAGAAUGUUUUGUGUUUUUUUAAAAAAUUAACUCCCCAUCCUCACAUACACAGACACACACUAAACUACAGCCUUCCUUCUGAGGCAAGGCUAGUGUAGACUCUCCCUUUCUUUCCCUUGUCUGGCUCCCAAGUAGCUUGGAGGUUGUUGGCACCCAGGAAGAUAAAUAAGUAAUUGUGAGCAGAAGGCUCUGCCCUGGGGUCUUGGUGUAACUGUUGAAGUCACCACCUAUAGUGGCAGGGUGAAGAAUAAGAACACCAUUUGAUGGCUGCAUUCACUUUGAAGUGGUAAAUAACUUUUCCCUAAUGAUACCGCUCCUCUUUUUUUCCUGAACCAAUGGGGCUGCCAUCAAGAAGUUAAUAUUGGAUGAAACUUGCAGAAACUGAAUCCAUAUAAGAAAAUAAUUGUUGAAGAAAGGAGUUGAUAGAAGUCAACAAGGCCAUCUUUGUGUUUUCAAGUCAAUAAAACUCACCAAUUAAUAGCUCAAUAUUCACUAAUUUUCUUGGGGCCGUAGUUUUCUAGUCCAAACACUUAGGUUUAAUGAUUAAAUUCUAGAAGCUCCUUAAAAGGGCAGUUUCCCUUCUUCCCCAAGCAUAGGAGUUGAUUUUUACUUUUGCAAAGGGACUCAGUCCUCACAAGCUUCUGAAUGUUGACUCUUUAGUUAGGAGAAGUAUUGCUCUUUUGGGGAGAUGGGAAUUCUGAUGAAGAUCUUUAUCCUAAGCCUUCCUACCAUUCUCUUGUCAUCCACCAAGCAUAGAUUUGAAUCAUGGAUCCUAGAGAAGGCUGCUCCAAAGAAUGUCUAUUUGCAGCCCAAUACCAGAGCAUAAAUUAUUCAUUCUGUGGCCUGGCUUUAGAAAUCAUCUUGGUGGGACAACUAUAAAUUUUCCACAGCAAGGAUCUCAAGCCUACCUUCUAGAUGUAUCUCCUCUGAGGAGCGUGAAUGAAGUCUAGUAUUUAGAAAUAUUAAGGACCCAGAAUUCCUGUAUUUCCCACUCCAUGACCAUAGGUGAGAGGAACAUUUUUUUCCUCGAGUAUUUGACACCAAUAGGGAAAAAUGUAAAAGGUACAGUCUUUAUGGCAACCUGGCACAAAGGAGUCUGUUCUCAUAAAGGAGACACUGGAGCCCUGUGGCCAGGCCCUUCAUGGGACAAGCCUCUCACUCCCUCACACCCAUUCUCCUUGGGAAAGGGAAGUAGGACAUCCAGGGUUGAAAGGCUACGGAGCAUUAUUGGGGGGAAGGGUGUUAAGUAGCUGCUGCCUCCCGCCCCGAGGUGGCAGUAUUUCCAUAGUGUGGGAAUAACCGGAUCCUGAAGCAAAAGCUGAUUUCCCCUUCUAGAUGACUCACCCCAAAGCCUUCCCACCCAGGUGUUCUCUGAAAGCUCAACCUUAAGGGAACACCCAGAGAGUUUCCCUAGAUAGACUCCUGCCCCCAGGUGCUAGGACACACCUUUACAAAGUACUGUGUGAAGCAGGAGCUAGGGAGCUGUGCUAGGCCAACGUAGAAACCCUCCAGUGCUUGGUGUUGUGUAGGGAGUAGGACAUAGGGAGAAGAGGCCAAGCAGCCUGUAGUUGGUAGCAAGGAAUGGAUGUGGUUCUUCUUGUGUAUUUAUUUGUGUCAUAAACACUUGGAACAACAAAGACCAUCAGCACCAUUUAGCAGUUGUAGUCAUUUGUAGUUAACUCAUGUAAACAAGUAAGAGUAACAUAACAGUAUUACCCUUUCACUCUCCUUACAGGACAUGUACCUAAAUAUGGUACUUAUUUAUGUAGUCACUGUACUUCUGGAUUUUUAAAUUAAUAAAAAAAUUAAUUUUGAAAAA
Molecule: messenger RNA, 4047 nt
Organism: Equus quagga
Lineage: Eukaryota; Metazoa; Chordata; Mammalia; Perissodactyla; Equidae
Gene: CHRDL1
Product: chordin like 1
Exons: 12
Coding region: 227-1810 (527 amino acids)
Molecular function (GO): protein binding
Source: RefSeq, a predicted model, not a curated record